AUGGGUUAUGAUGAUGUGAAACAGGGCGAAGAGAAGCAGGGUCAAAGGAGAUCGCCGAGGAAGCGACGAUCCACGACAGAAACCAUGGAUCAUUCUCAUCAAGAAUCCCCGCUGGUCCGAGAGUCGUGUGUGAAGCCGGCGCCGUUCUGGGACGAUCCGGAGGCGGUGGCAGAAAGAAACGCCUGCGAUUACGACAUCCGCAUCUCCCUGGACAUGGCCCAGGAGGGAAAAGCCCCUCGGAGGAUCCGGGUGUACGCGGACGGCAUCUACGACCUUUUCCACGGCGGACAUGCACGACAGCUCAUGCAAGCCAAGACCGUAUUCUCUAACGUCUAUCUCAUCGUCGGAGUUUGCAGCGACAAGCUGACGCGAGAGCGGAAGGGGUGCACCGUGAUGGACGAGCACGAUCGCUACGAGGGAGUGCGUCACUGCCGAUACGUGGACGAGGUGGUGCACGAUGCCCCCUGGUCCAUCGAUGACGACUUCCUCCAGACGCACAAGAUCGACUUCGUCGCCCACGACGAUAUCCCUUACACGACCGGCUCGGCCGAAGACGUCUACGCAUCCCUAAAGGCCCGCGGGAUGUUCGUGGCCACUGAGCGCACCGAGGGGAUUUCCACGUCGGACAUCGUUGCCCGCAUCGUCCGUGAUUAUGACCUCUACGUCCGGCGCAACCUGGCCCGCGGCUACACCGCCAAAGAUUUGAACGUCUCAUUCAUCAAGGUUUUUCUCAGCUCUUGUCCAUUCCAGAGCCUCUCGUUUUAUAAGUCUUUGGAUAAUCUGCCAGAUCAAUUGGGGAUCAUUUGACAUUAACCCUAUUCUUCCCUGAAGUUUGAAAAUGUUUCAUUUGAAAGACUCCUUGUCACACGUUCGUGCAUACCUAAAAAUUGCAUCUCGGUCAGAUGACUCAGACGGGGGAAACGCAUAUGGUACUCUUGAGUCCCUCCGGAACGAAGAGCCUGUAAGCGGUAUCUUUGAUUACCACUAGUGAACUAGGUAUACGCCUUUCUGAAGAAAAUUUGGGCGUGAUUCGUAUGUGUACUAUUUGGAAUUCGAAAGCGUCGAUCUCUAAGCAGAUUCUUCCAAAAGUCACUUUCAUUGUUGAAGCAGCUGAGGAGCGCACACGGAACGACGUGAGAUCGGAUGUUGAACCAACUAGCAGAAACAAUUCGGAUGCCGUGAUGAUGCCAUCAACGUGUAACGUGCCCUUACAGUGGAGACGAAAGUCAGCAGGAACGGACGCGUUCAACACACUUCCAGAAUUGAAAGACCUCACACAGAGAUUCUCCUUGUUCCUCAAGAAUUGCGUUGUGCAGCAGUUGGGAAGGUGUUGCUGCUCAGUGAGGCCAUUCUGAGGCCAUGUGACCAAUAGAACCCAUACACAAUCAUUACUGAACCACCUAGGCCAUUAGCUGUGGUUGCAGGGCACAUGAAAUGAGGGUGGUGUACUCGCCACGCCUGAUUCAUCUGCACACAUCGGCUUUUGCAUCAUCUAAUCGCUCCCACAUCUAGUUUACCUCAUCCAAUGUCACUUCGUGUGCCCUCUGUAGCUGCCUGAAUAGUAACUUAAAAUCCUGCGUAAAUGAGAGAAACUUUGGAUUUAGCAUUUGCCAAAAUUUCAUGACUUUUACUAGGCUCAAGGAUUGCAGUCCAUAUACAUUCAUUAAUUUGCUCAUGUGCUAGACACCUACUGAGUAGCUUUAGAAUCAGCUUCAUUGGCAUUCAGCAGAUUGCAAAUUAGGUGAGUUUCUUUCUCUGUCUGCUUGGCUGGAAGUUAUUUCCUGCUCUGACCAUGGAAUGCUCAGGUACCAAGAGGAAAGAAAGGUUCAACUUACCUGGUGUCUGAAGCUCUAAACCCUUGAAAAUAUUAGAAUUUAUAUAGUUUGAGUUCGCAAGUGUAGAACCCUUUUAUCUUUACUUUCCUUCUAGUGUAGAUUGUCCAAAGAUGACCAUUUAGUGAGAAUGUCUUACAUGGGGCACAAUUAUGCCUCCCUUCCUCCCUGAAUGUAUCAGCGAGAAUUGCAGAAGGGUAGGCCAAAAGGUAAUAGUCCCACGACUUAAAAAAAAUGCAGACUUCCUCCCACAAUCAUGAGAAAGAAUCCACUCUGAUGAUCACACAUUGUGUGUGGACAGGAGAAAAGAUUCCGACUCCAAAACAAGAUGACAGAGAUGUUGGGUCGGGGGAAGUCAGUGGUGGGAAAGGUUGGUGGGAAGGGCCAGGAAGUCCUCAGCAGAUGGGAGGAGAAGUCCUGGGAAUACAUCAACAACUUCCUCCUCUUCUUUGGCAAGGAAGGCAUUGGGAACAUCUGGAAGGAAGGGAAGAGCAUAGUGAGGCAGGCAUUGAGCCCCCCGUCCUCUCCAGGGAGCUCCUCCCCUCCUACUAGCCACAAUGGAAACUCCUCCCCUGACCUCUCUCAAUGUCCUCCUUACAAGAUGCGACGCUGCAAUGAAGACCCUGAGGAGUACUCAGAGGACGAAGAUGAAGAAAUGCCUUGCUCCACCAAGGCAGAUGCUGUCUCUUCCUAGAAUUCCAUCAUUCAUUUCAGUUGACAGUCUCUUGUGAUUUCCCCUUGACCAUUGAGCUCAUUUCUUUAUUUACUCUUUUUUUCUUAUCUUUCUCUCCCUUUGGGUAUUCAAAAUGAAAAAAAUAUUUAUGUGCUUAAUUUUAUCAAAUGGACUAUAUCAUCUUCAUAGAAUGGAGGGAAAGUUUGAAGUGAAUUUAGAUAAAAAUUUUCUUUGGGAUGGAC
Messenger RNA from Darwinula stevensoni, 2747 nucleotides. The record is from the annotation of a GenBank genome assembly. Lineage: Eukaryota; Metazoa; Arthropoda; Ostracoda; Podocopida; Darwinulidae.